AUGUGUUUUAUAAAUAAUAAAGAUGUGUUUUCAGUCAAACGGAGAAAAAGUGAGAGAAUAAAAGGAAAAUGGCUUUCAAGGGUACCCGGAAACCCACCGGACAAGCCAAUAAUACUGGAUGAAUCAGACACAGAAGAAGGAUCACCUUUACAGGUACGGUUAGUUGUGGCAGUUAAGGUUGAGCGUGUUAAAAAACAUAAAGAAACAAUAGACAACAAAGUAUCGUCCACACAACAACCGCCUGCCGGUACCCUUCUGUCUGACAUUGCACAUCUCUUUCCGAACGUAAUGGAUAAAAAUGUCGUAUUACAGUCGGAACCAAACGAAAAAAGUGAAAUUCCCAUAUCCGACACAAUCAAAAAGGGAAACAAUACCGGUAAGAAGAGGAAGCACAAAAAGGCUGGAAUCAUACCGGAUGAAAAGAAAGCUGCGAAUGUACAAACAGUUAAGCCGAUUAAAGAAGUAGCACACGGUACGACAAUAGACGAUUCUGAUGAUGAUUUUGACAACCCACCUUGGAAAAAAACAAGGUCAGGUGCGGGUCCACAAGUUGUUGAGAAAACACAACAACCCGCAGAUGCUACAUCAAUCAAAGACUCUAAAACACGCAAGAAGCGACAACCGGUAAAGAAUUACAUACCACUUGCUGAUGGGAAACUAACUUUGCGAUUGGCUCUUAAGCACAUGGGGGAGUUAGUGGAAUCUUUGAACGAAAAUCAACGGGGGGUUGUCCGAAACAUAGGUUUCGGGUCAAUACUUAGCUUUCGAAUGGGUCAGAUUCCCUCAAGUCUGAGUUGGUGGUUGGUAAAUAAUUACGACACUAAAACACGGGUCUUGAAUUGCGGUAGCCACCACAUUCAAAUAACAGAGGAAUUGGUGCACGAUGUGUUCGGAGUACCGAGAGGGAAUGAAGAAAUAAAGGAAGUCGGGGGAGCAAGGGCUGAUUUCCACGAGGUUGUGGCAGAAUGGAAAGGACAAUUCGAAAGUGAUCAUGCACGCUUGACGCCUGUUCAAUUCAAAACAUACAUAAAGGGGCAACAACCUAGCGGACGGAUCUUUGUGUUGAACUUUUUGUUGUUCUACAACACACUUCUGGGAGAGACAACUACGAAUUCAUCAAUUAAUAUGAAGUUUUUACCAGCCUUGCAUCGAGGGAAGGAUAUCAAAAGUUUUAACUGGUGUGAGUACAUGAUCAGAUGUCUGGAUCGAACGGUGGAAGCAUGGACACCAAAGGAGCCCUUCCUUGGACCAAUGCCAUUGCUAGUGGCUGCGUUGAUACGUGACCAGAAGAUAUACAAAGAAGGUGAACAAAGAGCAACGCAUCUCAUCGAAGAUAUCAAUGAUGACGAUAUCGAGGCAGUAAGCAUAAAGUUGGACUCGGUCAGAUUAGAUCAAAUCUUAGUGGAAGAGUAUGAGUUGCAACCGGAACAAAGGUAUCCAUUUGCAAAAAAGAGUGAUGAUGACAUCGAAGCAGAAGUAGUGAAAACAAAGCAAAAAGAUGAACCCAAGGCUGAAAAACACAUUACCAAAUGUGUUCCGGAAAAAAGGAAAAAAUCUGUUGUGAAGCCGGCCGGUAAAACACAUGGUAAACCUCCGGUCUCACCGGUACCGAAAAAAAAACAGACUGAAAGGCAACUGCCGAAAGCCGGAGAAGCUGGGAAGAAGAAAAUUUGUAAUGAAAGUGGCCCGGAAAAUGCGCGUGUUGUAGAUGAAAUCCCGGUUAAUGCGGGUUUCCAUACCGAUUUCGCAGAUUGCAUGAAUGAAGAAGCUGGCCAGGAACGAGUGCCUUUUAUAGAUACAUCUGAUAUAGAAAGAUACUACCGAGAAACCGGCGAGUGGGGACAAACACAACAAAGUCAGCCGGGAAUUAGCUCAUCUAUGGCAUCUCAAUAUGGAUCGACACCAGCGACACAAAGCGACGAGGUACAUGCGGGAAUGUUGGAGGUGUUCUUGAAUCAAUUCGACGAAUGUGUAAAAAGGAUAACCGACACUUUUACAGAAGGUUUCCAAUUGUACCCCAAACCACAAACUCCUGAUGAUAAAACACCGGAAAAAGAGGCAAAUAAGGAGAAUUUGGAUAUGUUACAGUUGUCGCAGUGGACACCUUCAUUGGCAGAAGAGGUAUGCAAGACGGUUGACAAGACAACCACACAGACGACUCGGCUUGCAGUAAUUGAGCCGCCCGCACAGAAGACUCAGGUUGAAGAAAUGGAGAAGACCGCACUCGCCGUCACACCAAUCUCUCAGAAAACACAGGAGGAGUACGAAUAUACGAUUAGACGUGGGCAGCUUAUACACGAUCUGGACCUUGGAAAGCCGAAAAUAAGACCGGAAAGACAAACAGAGUUGACCGAUGCUCUAAGGUCUCCUUACGUGAAGCGGGCAGUGUCGAUUAAGGCAAAGCUUGAAAACGCUGAGCUCUCCGUCAGCUCAUACAUGUUCUCAGCCUGGGGAUCAAUGUGGGAUGUUGUCUUUAGAACUAAGAAAGGAGUGCCGGUGAUGAGAUCUCCGCUCGAAUCAUUAUUGCCGGGAAUCGAGGUGCACAUAUUGGUAAUAAGCGCGUGGGCGGAUUUGUUGAAUUACGAAGAAAAAUUCAAGCUAAAGGGGAGCAUCGCACGCCUGUUCUGUUCAGUAAAUAUGUUGAAUGAAGACGACUACAUUAAAAAUGCAAAAUCAAGAGCAAAAACGUUCGGAGACAACAUGGAACCGGUUUUAGUUUCAGCUGAUGUCAAAAAGAUACCUGAACAUGCCCUCAUCUUUGUACCAGUCUUACACGAAGCUCAUUUCUAUUGUGUAUGCUUUAAUUUAAGGGACAUGAAGGUAGAAGUUUUGGACAACAGCGCUAAGGAUGUCUCAAUGCAAGCGAAAUACAAAAAAAGGCCGGAAAAAUUGCGUGAUGCUUUAUCGGUGUACUUGGAAAAAAAAUGGGCAUCCGGCGGGCGGGGUGAUCGAUAA
Helianthus annuus (common sunflower) is the source of this 2955-nucleotide messenger RNA. RefSeq lists its product as uncharacterized. The transcript has 10 exons. The record is from RefSeq and is a predicted model, not a curated record. Lineage: Eukaryota; Viridiplantae; Streptophyta; Magnoliopsida; Asterales; Asteraceae. The coding region runs from base 1 to 2955 and encodes 984 amino acids.